CCUGGUGGUGGUAGUACCCCAAUCCGCAUCCGUCCCGUUCGAACUUCCACGAGAGGUAAGAUAGCUGAGUUGGAAGAACCGUUUCGCCGUCUCCACGCGUUAGCGAAGAACAGAGAACUCUCCCCCGAAGGAAACCCUCAUCGCCUCCGCGAAGAAACCUUCAAUCCUCUUCUCCGAAGACCCUAGCCCUAACCCUAACCCUAACCCUAACCCUAACCCUAACCCUAGAAGCUCCCCUCCGUCGGAUUUCAUAAGGAAGAAGAACUGUGAUCCGUCCUUACCGACCGGUUAGCGAUGGUGUUAGCACAGCUUGGCGGGAGCAUCUCCCGCGCCCUGCAGCAGAUGAGCAAUGCGACGAUCAUCGACGAGAAGGUCCUCAACGAUUGCCUCAACGAGAUCUCGCGGGCCCUUCUCCAGUCCGAUGUCCAGUUCAAGAUGGUUCGCGACAUGCAAGUCAACAUCAAGAAGAUCGUCAACCUUGAUGACCUCGCCGCGGGCCACAACAAGCGCAAAAUCAUCCAACAGGCAAUAUUCAAUGAGCUCUGCAAAAUGUUAGAUCCUGGGAAGCCCUCAUUCACACCGAAGAAAGGGAAAACUAGUGUAGUGAUGUUUGUCGGUCUACAGGGUUCUGGGAAAACCACGACGUGCACAAAGUAUGCAUAUUAUCAUCAGAAAAAGGGAUGGAAACCAGCUCUAGUCUGCGCGGAUACAUUCAGAGCUGGUGCUUUUGAUCAAUUGAAGCAGAAUGCGACUAAAGCUAAGAUUCCUUUUUAUGGAAGCUACAUGGAGUCAGACCCUGUAAAAAUUGCAGCAGAAGGUGUAGAACGGUUUAAGAAGGAAAAUUGUGAUCUGAUAAUUGUAGACACAAGUGGACGCCACAAACAGGAAGCGGCUCUGUUUGAAGAAAUGCGCCAAGUGUCUGAAGCAACGAAACCAGAUCUUGUUAUAUUCGUUAUGGAUAGCAGUAUUGGCCAAGCAGCAUUUGACCAAGCUCAAGCUUUUAAACAAAGUGUCGCGGUUGGUGCUGUGAUUGUUACUAAAAUGGAUGGCCAUGCAAAAGGAGGCGGUGCACUUAGCGCUGUCGCUGCAACGAAGAGUCCAGUUAUAUUCAUUGGUACUGGAGAACACAUGGAUGAGUUUGAGGUUUUCGACGUUAAGCCCUUUGUCAGCCGUCUUUUAGGCAUGGGUGACUGGUCUGGAUUUAUGGACAAAAUUCAUGAAGUUGUGCCUAUGGAUCAACAACCGGAGCUUCUACAAAAACUUUCCGAAGGGAACUUUACUUUACGGAUAAUGUAUGAGCAAUUCCAAAACAUACUCAAAAUGGGUCCUAUUGGCCAGGUUUUCUCUAUGAUUCCUGGCUUUGGUCAAGAAUUGAUGCCAAAGGGUCGUGAGAAGGAAAGUCAAGCAAGGAUCAAGCGUUUCAUGACUAUCAUGGAUUCCAUGACAAAUGAAGAGUUGGACAGCUCGAACCCGAAGCUUAUGAAUGACUCACGGAUUAUGCGGAUAGCCCGAGGUGCAGGUCGUCCCAAGGAAGAGGUGGCAGAGAUGUUGGAGGAGUACAAGCGCCUUGCCAAGAUCUGGAGCAAGAUGAAGGGGCUCAAGAUUCCGAAGAAGGGUGAAAUGAGUGCAUUGUCCCGGAAUAUGAAUGCUCAACACAUGAGCAAAGUCCUUCCUCCACACAUGCUCAAGCAAAUUGGUGGCAUGGGCGGCCUUCAAAACUUGAUGAAGCAAAUGGGCUCGAAAGACAUGAUGGGGAUGUUUGGAGGAGAGAGAUAGUAUUCCAUCUCCCUGCUUGUCUGGGUUAUCAGCAGUCAAGAAAGUGUUAAGUCAUGUGUGGGCAUCAACAGCAUACUGGUCAGUGGUAUGCAAGGAUGCUCAUUAGUUGCAAUGCCACUGUAUUUAUGGUAUAAAAAAUCCUGGCAGUUUAUA
Messenger RNA from Magnolia sinica, 1929 nucleotides. RefSeq names its product signal recognition particle subunit SRP54 2. NCBI's taxonomy places the organism in Eukaryota, Viridiplantae, Streptophyta, Magnoliopsida, Magnoliales, Magnoliaceae. Bases 295 to 1776 code for a protein of 493 amino acids. The record is from RefSeq and is a predicted model, not a curated record. Gene Ontology annotation, biological process: SRP-dependent cotranslational protein targeting to membrane, translocation; SRP-dependent cotranslational protein targeting to membrane. Gene Ontology annotation, molecular function: ATP hydrolysis activity; 7S RNA binding; GTP binding. The transcript is spliced from 9 exons. Gene Ontology annotation, cellular component: cytosol; signal recognition particle, endoplasmic reticulum targeting.